This is a messenger RNA of Henningerozyma blattae CBS 6284, 2916 nucleotides long. RefSeq names its product Pbp1p (gene PBP1). Gene Ontology annotation, molecular function: RNA binding. Gene Ontology annotation, cellular component: cytoplasmic stress granule. The coding region runs from base 1 to 2916 and encodes 971 amino acids. Lineage: Eukaryota; Fungi; Ascomycota; Saccharomycetes; Saccharomycetales; Saccharomycetaceae. The transcript has a single exon. Gene Ontology annotation, biological process: cytoplasmic stress granule assembly. The record is from RefSeq and is a predicted model, not a curated record.
AUGAAAGGUGGUUCUUUUAAUCAAAAGAAGAAAGAGGCUGGCUCAAUCGAAAAACCUUCAUCUACUUUAAAUUCUACCAAUGGUACUAAAUUUAGAUCAAACAACAACUCUAAUAGCAAGACUUCAUCUUCAUCUUUAUCGAAUAAUUCGUCUAAUAACUCAGCAUCCUUAUUUUUUGAAAAUAGUGAUACCACCAAGAACUUCGAUGAUAGACAAGACUACCUUUUAGUCAACAGUAUUGGGUCUAAUGUUGUUGCCACAACAACUUCUGGCAUUAAAUAUUCUGGUAUUUUAAUUGCAUGUGACCUGGAAUCAAAACAAGGGAUUAGCAUUAUUUUGAAGUACCCCAAAAUUAUUGACUCAACUUUUAAAAAUAAAGGUACUGCUUCGACAACCACCAAUGCCUUAGAAGAUGACUCUGAAACUUUAUUAUUGUCAGGUAAAGAUGUAGCCGACUUGAAGUUGGAUAACGUUAAUUUUGCUAUUCCUUCUUCUGCCUCAAAUUCAACUACUCAUGCUACAAACUCUGCAAUUGCUUCAUCUGAAUCUUCUCCAUCUGCUUCUGCUGCUACUACCACCACCUCAUCAACAUCUUCAACACCGAUUGCAGCAACACCUUCAGCCGCCACUACUUUGACUGGAGCUUCCAAAGUGAAUACUAAGAUAUCCACUCCUGUAGCUACUCUUACUUCUACGAAGAAUAACCCUAUGCCUGCCUCUGUAAAUAAUUCCAACGCUACAAAAGGGAUUUCUAAGAAUAACAACAACAAUACUAGAACCACCAAUAACAAUAACUCCAAUGGGGCCGGAUUUAAAACAGAUGUUGAUAUCUCCAAGACCGGUAUGCCAAUCAAACAACGUGAAUUACAAAGAUGGACUCCAGAUAAUUCCGAUUUAUCUUCUAAUAACUUAAACAAUGGCGGCGAGGGUCUAACUUUAGAAGAAUCUUCAUAUACUUGGGAUCAAUUUGCAGUUAAUGAAAAGAAAUUCGGCGUUACAUCAAGUUUUGAUGAACAUUUUUACACUACAAAGAUUAAUAAAAAUGAUCCUAAUUAUGCAACUCGAUUAAAAGAAGCUGAAAGAAUUGCAAAAGAAAUUGAAUCUCAAGGUACUUCGGGUAAUAUUCACUUGGCUGAAGAUAGAGGUAUUAUCAUCGAUGAUUCUGGUAUGGAUGAAGAAGAUUUAUAUUCUGGUGUUGACAGAAGAGGUGACGAAUUAUUAGCUGCCUUAAAGACAAAUGCCAAGCCAACUCCACAAAAACCUUCCAGAUAUAUUCCACCUACAUUAAGAAAUGAACCCCAUAACAUGGAUCCUGCUAUUAUUUCUUCAAGUACAUCAAAGAAAACUGUGAAAAACUUUACUUCCCAACCACAACAACCACAUAUUAAAACAAAACAACCAAAUAACACAGAAGCAACAGCCAUUUCUGGUGCCCCAAUUGCCUCUCCACCUUUGAAGAAGGCUACUACUCCUGCAAACACUUCUUCCACUACUGCUACCACUAGUACAAGUAAAGAUAGUGAGACUAAACCAAAUGGUAAAACUCAAGAAAAGGAGAAAAAUCCGAUCACUAAAACUCAGAUGACCUUCCCAAGCAAACUGAACAAACCAGUUAAGCCACCAUCUUCUGGUAAACCAGGCAUUCAUGGUUCAAAUAUCCCAAUAUCAUUAGACUCUAUUAAUUUCAAAAAGAAAGAUGCUCAAAUUGAGGCAUUUAAAAAUUUCUCUCAAAAUCUGAAAGUUCCUUAUGCUGUACCAGAAGAUAUGAAGAAAACAUCUAAACAAGAUUCAUCUUCAUUAUCAAACAGUAGCUCAACAUUCCAAUCAAGAUCAAAUUCAAAGACAAAACAACAAAAUAAUAAUAACAAUAACAAUAAUAUCAAUAACUCUCCACAAAAUAAAAAUGAUUUGAAUAAUAUUAACAACAUCAACAAUACUAAUAUCAGUAACAAUUAUAACAUGAAUAAUAGCAAUAUAAACAGCAACACUAGAAGUUCUGGUAACUCAAGAAUUCAUUCACAAGGUCAAACUUCAAUGUAUUCACCUGCUUCAUCUAGAAUCAAUACAUCCUCAAGAAGACGUAAUCAUAUGGGGUCAUUCUUUGGCUCAAAGCCUCCACAGGCUGAUGCAAAUAAGAAAAAAUUGUUUUCCAAGAACUUUAAUUUCUUUACAAAAUCAAAGGAGUCUUAUGAUGAAAAAAUUGCAAAGCAAAAAACUCAAAAAACUUCUACUGGCAAUGAAGAUACAAAGGUUAUGGAACCUUUCUUAAUUGAAAAACCUUAUUUCACUGCUCCAACAUGGGAAAGCACAGUCGAUCAAUCUUAUAAAUCAUUAUUCCCUGAAGAAAGAAGUGUUAUUCAAAGAGCUCAAAUGAGAUUACAACAACGUCAUAUGAACUCGAUGAAUGCAGCAGCAGCAGCAGCAGCAGCUAAUUCUCAAAUGGGUGUCGCUAUGGGCAAUAUGGUUAGAUUUCCAAUUGGAUCCCAAGGCUCACCUGGACCUAUGAUGGGUAAUAUGGGCAUGUAUAUGCCGUUCCAACCUCAACCGAUGUUUUAUCCAGGUAUGCCUCAAAUGAUGGGCAUGAUAGGUAGCAACGACGAUAUAAGUGGUAGUCAAUCACCACAACCAACACCAGGCCAUUUUCAACCAGCUUAUAUGAACACUGCUCCAAAUGCCGCUCCUUUGGGUGGAUUUGGAUAUCCAGCACCAAUACCUUUCCAAACUAUGGUGGUUGGAGGUGGCGAUGCAGGUCCAGGUGGAAGAAAUAAUUACAGGCAGAACUAUCAUCAUCAUAAUAACAAUAAUCAUGGCCACAAUAAUCAUCAUCACUAUGCUAACAACAAUACUAAUAAUAACCAUGGUAAUGGUAAUAACAACAAUAAUAAGAGUAACAGUAAUAAUAAUAUGCACCAUUAG